UUCCGGUUUUCUCCUCGCCUGUGGUUCCCAGCAGGUCGAGCGCCCCGCCCCUGUCGCCGCCGCCGCCGCCGUUCUACUUGGCUACCACCACGGAAACGCUCGUUCCUUCUCCUGCCUCUUCCAUAUCUGCCAUACGGGAGCUCCUUCAACCCUCCCCCUCUACUGGAUAUCCAUCCGGACUUAAGUAGGAACAAUUUGUUGAAGUUCAGAAGAUGCUAUUUUUAUGACUGAAUAGUUUGGAUAUGGGAAGAAGCCACAGCCAUCUUUGGCCACUUGCCAAAGGGUCGGUAGCGGGGGCUUUGAUCGGUUUCACCAUCUCUGAUCGUUACCUAACUGUAGUCCCGACGAAGGGAGAAUCGAUGCAUCCUACCUUUACGGCCUCCGAUAGCGCCUUGCGAGGCGAUGUUGUGUUAGCGGAAAGGGGCUGCCUUCAGACGUACAAAUUCUCACGUGGCGAUGUCGUUUUAUUCAAGUGCCCUCGUAAUCAUACAGAAUUGUUUGUGAAGAGACUGAUUGCCCUACCUGGUGAGUGGAUACGGCUCCCAGCGUCUUCCGAGAUAAUUAAGAUACCGGAGGGGCAUUGCUGGGUUGAAGGUGAUAAUGCUGCCCGAAGUUGGGAUUCCAGGUCGUUUGGACCAAUCCCUUUAGGUCUAAUUACAGGGAGAGUGACCCACAUCAUCUGGCCGCCAUCAAAGAUGGGCCGACUGGAGCGAAAGUGGCCUGAAAGUAGAACUUCACCGUUUUGAUUCAACUCCUUGCUGGAUGCUUAAGAGUUGUUCAAGUUUUGUUGACAUCUGUAGCCAAAAUUAUUUUGCAUUCAAUUAUUUGUUCUCCAUAAGCCCAUUAAAAUUGGCACUGAACAUGGAGAUCCGGUUUGUUGCAGUAUUAUGAUUUCAUCAACUGUUGUAACUUGCUGUAGUGGAUGUUGUUUUAGCUUCA
Molecule: messenger RNA, 939 nt
Organism: Brachypodium distachyon (stiff brome)
Lineage: Eukaryota; Viridiplantae; Streptophyta; Magnoliopsida; Poales; Poaceae
Product: mitochondrial inner membrane protease subunit 2
Exons: 5
Coding region: 243-746 (167 amino acids)
Biological process (GO): mitochondrial respiratory chain complex assembly
Cellular component (GO): mitochondrial inner membrane peptidase complex; membrane
Molecular function (GO): serine-type endopeptidase activity
Source: RefSeq, a predicted model, not a curated record